Molecule: messenger RNA, 409 nt
Organism: Aethina tumida (small hive beetle)
Lineage: Eukaryota; Metazoa; Arthropoda; Insecta; Coleoptera; Nitidulidae
Product: single-pass membrane and coiled-coil domain-containing protein 4
Exons: 2
Coding region: 170-352 (60 amino acids)
Source: RefSeq, a predicted model, not a curated record
CGGUGAAAGUUCCGUCGUGGACAAAAAUCUCCAACCUGUUGAACACGUCGAUCAGGCAUCAUAACCUCGACGCUCGGAUAGAGGAAACGUCAGCAGUUUGUUUGGAUUGUGGGUUGUUGUUGUUGUUGUUUUUUAUUAUUUUCAAUAUUUCUAAUACACAAAUAUCAACAUGAAAAAGUUGAAGGGUGGCAAACAGAAGGAAACUGCGAAGGAGAAGAAGCAGCGCAAGAAGGAAUUUGCUGAGACUCAAAAACAGAUUUAUACAAUCGCCAUUCCUACAUUAAUUGCUGUGUUUAUUUUCAUCUUGGCCUAUGUUUACAUCAAGACCAGGCCCAGAUCUUAUAUUGACUGAUUUCUUGUACACAUAAUAUGAUAUUUUUAUAUAAAUCAAAUAAAUAAUUUUAAGUAA